Bombus pyrosoma is the source of this 5404-nucleotide messenger RNA. RefSeq lists its product as uncharacterized. Gene Ontology annotation, cellular component: neuron projection membrane. The record is from RefSeq and is a predicted model, not a curated record. Gene Ontology annotation, biological process: synapse organization. The coding region runs from base 1695 to 2834 and encodes 379 amino acids. Lineage: Eukaryota; Metazoa; Arthropoda; Insecta; Hymenoptera; Apidae. The transcript has 8 exons.
AAAAUCCGAAAAUGACGAGAAGCGAUUUCAAUCUCUUUUGAAAAUUUAUUUAUCAAACGUACGUUCAAAAAGGUCAAAAUACAAAAUACAUUGAUAGUCGCAAACACCGCAUAAAUGACAAAUAUUUUUGCAUUUCUAAAGGGCGCAUUACGAUGAGUAUAGUUCGACAUUCGAUAGCCAGGUCCAAGCAAUUUCAACGGUCAAAAACAUUCGAGGAAACAGCCUCGUUUUGUUUACUGUCUUUCAUACGGACCGCGAUCGAAGCGAUAAGCUCGAUCCAGCCCGUUUACGUGGAAAACGAUGCAAAAGACUGACUCCUCUCUCUCUCUCUCUCUCUCUUUUACUCUUACUUUGCGUUGCGCUGCAUGAAAUUUGUUACGGUGCAUAACGUGUGUUGGUGCGUAUGACACGUGUACGACAAUGACGACGACGAGGACGACGAUCGGUCCGGUAUGGAAUUCGAUUCUUGACUAGGGAUGCUGCACGCUCACCCCGUUAUGCAUCGUUGUGUGCGUGCCUGUUAUAGAACUAAAGGGAUACGCUUGCGCCGGACGAUGUCUACCCCAUCUUCCCCUUGACUUCGGGUGAGGGAAAGCGGGGCGUGUGCAAGGACAGAUGGCAGGGCGUCUCUCCCGGGCCGUGUCGCAUGCACUGUCAGUUUCGCUCGGAUACUCGUACACGAGUUUUAUCGUGCUCUGUCUACGCUCGCCGCGCUCCUCGUUCAACGUACCAAACUCACUAAGGAGAGAAGAUCCAUCCGCGCACACGCUUCAGACGCAUACUCCUCUUUUUCCAAUUCGUUCGACAACACGGUCCAUGAAUCAGAAGAAUUAGAUCAUCUACUUUACGUUAAUCGUUCGCUUCGUUUAGUAACGAAAUACGAGUAGAACGUGAGAUUACACCUAGACUUUUUUGUUUUUUCCACCGCCCGUUGCUACGUACAGAAGAAUGAAAAUCAGUUGAGAUCGUUCGAUUUGCAUAGUAGAAUAUAUAUUAUAAGAACACGGUGUACAAGUCGUCGAAUGAAUAUCCCUUUCUUUUAGAUAGUUUUUGUUCCUCAAUUUCAAAGAAUACGAAGAAGUAAAAAAGAGAGGUUUUGUUCAUCUAUGUACCGUUGGUCAAUUAAGUAGUUCACGGAUAAAGGCACGUUCCAGCGGGAAGAGAGAAGUACUAGUGUCACGUAAGUGGGAGUGAGACGGACUAUUAUGGGGAAGAAGUAUCGGGGGCGAUUUCUAUGCAUGCCAACGCGUAGAUCUCGAAUAGCGGAGACAUAAUGGCGACAUUCAGUGAAAAACUAAAGGAAAAUCGGAUGCUUAUCGAUUCGUAUCUCCUUUCACGAGUUUGAUCUCUACACUAGUCUUUGUAUCGCGAAAUGCUGUAUCGAACGCUCGAUUUUGGAUUAUUGCACCAUACCAGGGAGAAGAUUAAAGCAUCGCGGAUGGGAUGGAUCGGUUCGAUGGAAAUAAUUAAUAAGUGAAAGUCUGGUCUCGAGGAAGAGUGAUCACAGAGAACGCGAAAACUCCCUUAUCUCCCACUAUCUCGUCUCAUAUAAACCUCGUAUUACUAUUCCAUUACUUUUCCUUUUUCCCAUACAUCUCGCCGGUUGAAACAAAGAUUGUGGUGGAUUUUUUUGAAAAACGCGACGGUUCUAUCAAGCGACAUCGUGAAUCGAAUAUGAGAGAGAGAAACAAAAAAUGAAGAGUUUAUUUUUUACUCUGGGUCUAUUGUUUUCGGUGCAAAGACUUGCCCGGAGCACAUCCGAUUCCGAGAUGCACGAGAAUCGGGCACUGGAACCGCUCGACCGUGGACCUUACUUUGACAUCUCAGCGUCACGGAAUGUCACCGCGCUGGUUGGCAAAACGGCCACCCUCACCUGUCGAGUACGGAAUCUGGGCGAUCGUACGGUUUCCUGGGUAAGGCACAGGGAUAUCCAUCUUUUAACUGUUGGCGUUGAAACGUAUACAUCCGACCAAAGAUUCGUGGCAUCACACUUUCCCAGAACCGAAGACUGGACGCUGCAGGUGAAAUAUCCUCAGCGUCGUGAUUCCGGGAUCUACGAGUGUCAAGUGUCAACAACACCACCGAUCGGCCAUUCGAUGCACCUCUCCGUCGUCGAACCUGUCACGUCGAUCGUUGGAGAACCAGAGAUGUUCAUAAACAAAGACAGCACCAUGAAUCUCACUUGCGUGGUACGUCACAGCCCCGAACCACCGACCGCCAUUUAUUGGACCCAUGACCACGAGGUGAUCAACUACGAUAGUCCUAGGGGAGGCGUAUCGGUGAUCACCGAGAAGGGAGAAGUUACAACGUCGUAUCUUUUGGUGCAGCGUGCCCAGCGUGCAGAUAGCGGCCAGUAUACCUGCCAUCCCAGUAACGCUAAUACAAAGACAAUCCUCGUGCACGUACUUAAUGACCUUAACGACGCACAAGAACAAUGGCGAGAAAUAUGUACAGUGGAGAAAUACCCUGUGAUAGAAUGCAGACUGGCUUCCUUAAGCAAGCGAUUCCUCGUCGCAGACUAUAAUAGCUAUUGUGCCGCGUUAAUGCGUCUACACUCAGAAAAAUCAGAGAAACACUCGAUGUUAGAGUCACAGGAUACAGAAGAGGCCAUCGUAUGGUGGCAAAAAUGUCUAUCUAGACAGAAAAAGCUUUUAAGGGGAACAUCCAGCAGCGAUGCAACACGGUGGCCAACUGAGGCUGGCAAAUCUGCCAUUCGUAAUGAUCUCAACGACUCUGCUGGCCUUCCUGAAUCAUCGUUAUUGAACCCAGCUACCGUCGUGGGAUCACGAAAUACUCAUUUCAAAUAUUCAUCGAUUAAAUUAAUACGUCACUAGUAGUCGCUUUCUGAAAAUUGGGGAACUUCUGGCCACGCAGAAAAGUGGCUGCUACGAGAAGGAAGUGACAACCAUCUUGAAAGUAUACGAACCACGUUAAAAAGAUAUCGAUGAGAAAUGGAAACCGUAAAGUGAUAUUAUUGGAUCAAGAACACGAGGAGAAAGAUCUGUGAAGGAAGAAUAGAAAAAGGUGAAGGUGGAAUCGGACCAUAUUGCAGCACAACGGAUGCUGAAUGUAUUAUAAGAAAAGUAGUCUGUUGUAACGAAAUAAUAUAAGACUUAAUCUAUUAUAGGGUGUUUCAGAAUUGAAUAAUAGAAUGAUGCAUUUUUAUUUUAUAAAUGAACGUUACGAAAGAAGUUUAUAAAAUAAUUUAUAAGAUAAACUUAUAAAAUAUGAGAGGAAAGUUUUUUUUAGAACGACCACCAUUUUAAGUAAUGGAAGUUGGAUCAAGUUUCAUUUGAUUUAGAUCACUAUAUCCAUAUCUGAAAUUUGACGUGAAAGAAUAUUGAUUUAAAAUAUGGAUACUAUAAUUUAUGUACAGUGUCUCCUCUUUUUUAUCUCAAUUUCGCUUUCAUUUGUAAAGAUACUAUAAUAUAUGUAUUUGGACCAUUAAUAACUAUUAGCAAUAAAAUAAAUUUCUAUUCCUUCAAUAUAAUUUUUCAAUUUUGAGACAUCCUAUAUUUAAAAAAAUAAGAUAAAAAACGAAUAAAAAGUAAACUGUCGAUGGUAAUAAUAGUUCGUUGAAGACGAACCGUUUACUGCUGAACAAACUACGGUUUUAUUUGCUGUGUUACAGUUAUGAGACAAUACAUUGUACUUGCCAAAGGAAAUGUACGAAUUACUGUUGAAAUGCGAUUAAGAUUUUUAACCGUUUCGUCAUAAACGAUUUAUUAUACAGAGUGGGUUAAGUAUAAAGUUGUAUGUUAAUCUUUCAUAAAUCACUAAACAUAUUGACUUCAUAUUUUUAAUUAAAUAGAUCAAAUAGGCUAAUCAUUUGCAAUAAUUUGUUUUAAAUGACUAAGGAAUUAAAAAAAAUACUUCAAAUACAUAUUAUACAGUUUGGUAAGAGUUAUUAUAAAUAAAGAAUCUAAUAUCUAACUCCAUUUAAAAUAAAUGAGAAAAUAUCACUCUACAUUCUUAGAUGUCGUCCUACAAAAAUUUAUUUACAAUAAUUGUCCAUAUGUGCUAUUUAAUUUUUAAAAAAUGUCAAUAUGUACAAUGAUUUCUGAGAAACUAACUUGUAACACUUUAUUUGUCUCACUCUAUAUAUGGUAUAUAGACUAUGUUACAAUUUCUAAAGCACGAGGAAAUACUAGAGAAAAUUUGUUUGUUUUGUGAGAUGACAAAACGGGAGAGGAGGAAUCGUGAAAAUCGUUUUUGACCGUGUAAAUUGAGAGUCCGGAUUAGAGACACGAAAUAAAUCUGGAUUAUCUUCGAAUUCGAUUCGAUUUGAUUCGAUUCGAUCAGAGAAGAAAAUAAGCGUUUCACGCUAGAAAAGACAGUGAUAACAAACUGACAAUGAUGUUUGUUACGAAACAAAAAAACAGCACUAUCAUUUUUUUCGUUUUGUUUAUUGUAUUUUAUUAUUUUGUUGAUAAUUACACGAAUGUCUGGUAAAAAAAUAUAAAUAAGCGGUUUUUCGAUGAAGAUUCACAACAAACAUCAGACUAUGUUCAUAUUAGAAUCACUGUAAAAGGUUAGUCGUGGCUAACAAGAGUAUACUUAGGAAAUUGUCGCUAUGUAUAUCGAAAACCGAAAUUCAAUCGAAAAUAUUGAUCGGUUUGAAAAUUAAUAUGCUAAAAUAUAAUAGUAGAGAUCGCUUGAACUUAAAUUAAUAUUUUUUGGAAUAAACUAAUAAACAAUUGUAUCGAUUGUAGAAAGUCUCCUAUGGGAACCGAACGGGAUUUCUAAUAAGAAUAUAGUUCUGAUUUAGGUGGUUGAAUCGUGAUAUUAGCGGCAAACCAUAAUCCGUUAUCGCAGUAUAGAAAACGUUAAACUCGAAACGUAAAACUGAAAAAAGAUAACCGACUAGGAACAACGGAUACUAUUAAUCUAAUAAAAAAAAAUCAUACACCUAUUCAGUUUUCAGUUUCACGUUGUCUGUUCUGCAAAUACUCUCAAUAAAUGUUACACACGAUCCAUAUUUUUUGGGCAUCCGAGCUCAGGGUAUACUUCCACACCGUUUUCGGUGACGUAGAAAAAUUGCAAUUUAUAAUGUGUUCAUUGUGUAUUAACGCAUCUCGUCGUUGGUGUAUACACACAUAUACAUACAAAAAGAAAAAACAGCAUCGUAAUAGUGAACAAAAAUAAGAAAUCAGUUGUUAGGAUCGUAAGUUCGUUGAGUCACGAGGGUCAAGUUGUACUUAAGGAACUCUCCGUUAUGAAGUAACUAAAUACUUUUCAUCUAUCGACCUAUGAAGCCAGAAAUGGCACAAUAUCGAUGAAAAAAGGAGAAAAAGAAUUGGAUGCGUGGACCCAAAAUUAAAAUCUUUCUAAUUGGACCAGAAUAACGACUGUUAAUAUUUUAUUUAGUUAUAAGUUUUCAAUAAACGUCGGUUACGUACGUACA